This is a messenger RNA of Enterospora canceri, 258 nucleotides long. Lineage: Eukaryota; Fungi; Microsporidia; Enterocytozoonidae. The record is from the annotation of a GenBank genome assembly.
AUGAUGCUUUGUUUCACACAAUUGAAAAUAUGGGAAGGUAUUAAGGUGCUCAAUAGGCCUAACAAUUCUCCAGACACGAAUCCCAUUGAGAACAUGUGGGACUGGAUGAUCAAAUGGAUUUCUGAUAUGGGAAAAUUGCAUAAUCAAAUUGAUUGUUCAAAAGUAAUUGUCCAAAAGAACCCGGGAUGUAAUUCCACAGGUCCCAAUAAACAUUUUGAGCUUGUCAAUACCAAAGAUGAGGGAAUGUUUAAACCUUAA